This is a messenger RNA of Juglans microcarpa x Juglans regia, 1726 nucleotides long. RefSeq names its product protein RAE1. The record is from RefSeq and is a predicted model, not a curated record. Gene Ontology annotation, biological process: transcription-dependent tethering of RNA polymerase II gene DNA at nuclear periphery; RNA export from nucleus. Bases 58 to 1269 code for a protein of 403 amino acids. Gene Ontology annotation, cellular component: nuclear pore. Gene Ontology annotation, molecular function: RNA binding; ubiquitin binding. The transcript is spliced from 12 exons. Lineage: Eukaryota; Viridiplantae; Streptophyta; Magnoliopsida; Fagales; Juglandaceae.
CGUUUCCGUGCAGCGUCAUUCUGACGCUACGCUCCGGGUGCCAUGCCUUCUUAACCUAUGCCUGCGCCUUUCACUGUUUCACAGCUUAUAUCUGGCUCCAACUUUGAAGCAAAAUUCCCUCUCUCUCUCUCUCUCUCUCACGGAUUUGGAGUUUCUGGAGGCCUCUCUCUCUCUCUCUCUCUCUCUCUCUCAAACCUACUAGUAGUUGUAGUUUCUGAGGUUCCAAUGUCUGCUUUCGGAACCCCUACGGCCCCGAACCCUAAUCCGAAUAAAUCCUUUGAGGUGGCUCAACCUCCCAGCGAUUCAGUUUCAAGCCUUAGUUUUAGUCCCAAGGCCAAUUACCUGGUUGCUACUUCGUGGGAUAACCAGGUAAGAUGUUGGGAGAUAAUGCAUAGUGGGGCUGUUGUAGGCAGUACACCCAAGGCUUCAAUAUCUCAUGACCAACCGGUGUUGUGCUCGACUUGGAAAGAUGACGGAACAACUGUAUUUUCUGGAGGUUGUGAUAAGCAAGCUAAAAUGUGGCCUUUGUCUGGUGGGCAGCCAAUGACUGUGGCCAUGCAUGAUGCACCUAUCAAAGAGAUUGCGUGGAUCCCAGAGAUGAACCUCUUAGUUACAGGAAGUUGGGACAAGACCCUCAAGUAUUGGGAUACUAGACAGUCAAAUCCAGUGCAUACUCAACAACUCCCUGAUCGUUGUUAUGCGCUGACAGUGAGGCAUCCUUUGAUGGUUGUUGGCACUGCAGAUCGAAAUCUGAUAGUCUUCAACUUGCAGAACCCCCAGACCGAGUUCAAGAGAAUCACUUCACCUUUAAAGUAUCAGACAAGAUGCGUCACUGCCUUCCCUGAUCAGCAAGGUUUCUUGGUUGGCUCAAUAGAGGGAAGGGUUGGUGUGCACCACCUUGACGAUUCACAGCAAAGUAAAAACUUCACUUUUAAAUGCCACCGGGAUGGCAAUGAGAUAUACUCUGUCAACUCUCUAAAUUUCCACCCUGUGCAUCACACUUUUGCAACUGCGGGGUCUGAUGGUGCUUUUAACUUCUGGGACAAAGACAGCAAGCAGAGACUCAAGGCCAUGGCUAGGUGCAGUCAACCAAUACCAUGCAGUACAUUCAACAACGAUGGUUCACUCUUCGCCUACUCGUCAUGCUACGACUGGAGUAAGGGUGCCGAGAAUCACAAUCCAGCAACUGCAAAGUCCCACAUUUUCCUGCAUCUGCCACAGGAGUCUGAGGUUAAAAGCAAGCCACGCAAUACAACUGGUAGAAAGUGAAGGUGCUCAUUUACUUGAAUCACUACAGCUGAUUGGAGAUUUGAUCGUCUGAUCUCUUUUUGCUCCUCCCUCCCCUUCCUCAAUUACUGCUGUAUGCAGGCAGCUUACUGUCGUAGGUUAUAAUGAGGUUCACCAGGUGGUGGUUUUCUGUAUCCUGAGAGGGCAUUUAGUUUUUUUAGUUUUGCGUUUUCUGUGUGUUGUAGGUUAGAACUUUGUUCCUCAGCUGUUGAUUCUCUAUCAUGAAAGGGUAUGUAUGAUGCUUUAUGCCUUGUUUUGCAUUACCUAUUUUACAAGAUUCCGGGGUGUUUGGUUCUGGUCGUGUGGGAAGGAUACUUGGAAGGAUAUUUUAUCGAUUGUCCUUCUUAGAGUGGUAGUUUGUCGUCCAAGAUCCGUGUGAGAUCACUUUUAGAUGGUUCAGAUGUAUGGUUACCUGAGCCUAACCUGAUUACUUUCUUCA